Polychytrium aggregatum is the source of this 4012-nucleotide messenger RNA. RefSeq lists its product as uncharacterized. Bases 1 to 3900 code for a protein of 1299 amino acids. Gene Ontology annotation, molecular function: protein binding. The record is from RefSeq and is a predicted model, not a curated record. The transcript has 10 exons. Lineage: Eukaryota; Fungi; Chytridiomycota; Chytridiomycetes; Polychytriales.
AUGGACGACUCGAGCCUCAAGUUCAUCAAGAUUGUCGCCAAGGGCUCCAACGCCGCAGUUCCCACCAUCCCGGCCUUCUCCAGGACCGUCAAGUUAUACACCGCCUAUGUUUCGUCCGACGUCGAUAGCCUGGUCAUUCAAGCGCCCCCGAACGAGGCAGACGGAUUCAGCCAAGUUCUCAAACUAGGUUCCGAUGGAGCCGUCAAGAUCCAGGAGGGGCAAAACACUGUCGAGAUCAAAGUCGACGCGGUCGAUGGCAGCUCCAGCAUUUACUCGAUCAGUGUGCAUCGUCCGAGCGCGGCGGAUGCCACUCUCAAGGCCCUGGAGUUUCCUGUCGGCAUUCUCUUGCCAGACUUUCAUCCCAAGGAGCUCAACUACGUGCUCCAUGUUUCGUCGACCGUCGACAAGGUCGCCAUCACCCCGGUGCCGAUGAACGCCAAAGCCAAGCUGGAGCGGCUGCAGUUUGCAAAGACCGAGCCGACGCCGCUCCUGCUUGGCGACACCACCUGUGAAUUCAAGGUGACGUCGAUGGACGGAAAGCACUCGUUGCUGUACAGGGUGAUUGUUCGACGAGACAAGCCCGGGUCUCGCAUGAAGAUCAUGUCGGACACCAAGGACUAUCCUCUCUGCAGCCUCUGCAGCAACCUGGUCUUCCGUCCGCGGAUUUACAAGGUCCUCCAGGACAUCAAGCCCGGACCCUGCCGCCACGAGUACUGCGGGAGGUGUCUGAACCUGUUUGCUCUGCGGUACACCGAGCCCAGCGCCCAAGCCGGCAAGGAUCCCGCCACGAUAGUCAGCUGCCCGCUCUGCAACAUAUCGAGCGAGGUCCGCAAGACAUGGAGCAACGAUCCGCUUUGGGAAAGCAAUCAUGACAUGGAAGUCGAGUUUGGCGGCUGGAUGGCCAAGUGUCUCUUUGCGCCGUUUGGAUGUCCGCGCCAGGACGUCAAGUGCAUCGACAUGGCCGCACACUUGUCCAAGGACUGCAAGCACAUCCCCGUCGGAUGCUCCGAGUGCCAGCGACUCUUCAACUCGCCCGACCAGAUAGCAGGGGGCAAGCACAAGGACCCCUGCAUCCACACCUGCGCCUGCGGGCGAAAGGUCUAUGCGCAAGAGGAGGGCUUCCACGCCAAGAUGUGCCCCGAGAAGCGCAGCGAAAAGUCAGCCUCUGAGAAGCCCCCGCAGCGCGAGUGGGAAAAGGUCCUCGUGGACAAGAAAAAGUACCCGGGCGACGCCGAGAAGCUUGUCGGCCAGGCCAGCGGCAAAUGGAGCCACUACCUGGCAUCGCUCGGCACGGCGCAAAAGGCAUACUGGGAGUCCUUUGGCGCCAGCGAGCACAUGCCUGCAGCCGAGGCCCUCUCUGAACUGGCUGGGCUCUAUGCGACCGCCAUCGCCUCUAACCUUGAGUCUGUCUCGGUUCGCGGCGGCAAACCCGACGAGAACCUGUGCAUCCAGCUCGGCAAGGCCCUUGAGGAGAAGGGGAUAUGCACGGACCUGUUUCCGCCCCACCAGAAGAGCAAGGCGGCACAGGGAAGCAACAGCUCCACGACGCCUUCCGACGACUUCAUGGGCGACGAGGUCAACGGGUGUCUUGCCCAGCUGAAUGUCGAUUCGGGUGCGAGCGAUGUGGUCAAACUCCGGGCGCUGGAGGCAGAGUACCAGCGACUCCUUGGGCUUGGACUCUCGGACCAGGUAAACAAUGCCCGGGGAAACGCUACGGCAGCGGGAUCCAGGGUGUGCAGAGUUUGCCGCUCGCUGACAGUUUCGUGCUCGUCUCAAAAACCAAAGGCACAAGAAGUGCAGGGGCUCUAUGCAUGGAAGCUCAAGCAGGUCAUUUCGACUGGCGGCCAAAUCGACGACCAGGGCAAAGCAGGAUCGUUGUCGGGCAGCACCGUCCAUGCAAUGGAAAAGUACCAAGAUGCCACCCGCAUCAAUCCCGAGAACCCAGAUGCUGCUCUGCACUACGGUCGACUCCUGCUCCAGUCCGAGCGCAUACCCGAGGCCAUCAAGUAUCUGCGGACAUCCCUGUCGUUCAAGCCAACAAACAGACCCGUGCGAAUGUAUUUGGCGAGCGACAUAUUUCCGUCGGGACUCGCGCUGAUAAAGUGCGACGGCUCUGGACCAGAGGAGAUUUCCGAAGCAUUGGUGUAUCUGAAGGAGGCCCUCUCGGAUUUUUACUCGUCAGUGUCGUUGAAUGGGCUCCAGCCCGCCUCAGGCCAAAACGGCGAGCUCCUCAUCGACACUCACAGUCGGCCCACUUGCCCCGCCUUCCUGGGCGUCGCCAACGCCCUUGCGCGUGGGUACAUGGUUCAGAGUCGCCUGGAUGCCGCCGAAGAAACGCUGAGCGAUCUGCUGGACCUGCUGCCGGAUGUGAUGGUGAGGACCAACCGGAGGAGCAAGGCGUUUUCGGCCAUGGGUGAGGCCAUGUGCACGGCGCUCAAGAACCUGCUCGAGGUGCUCUACUGCCAGAGCAGUCAAGUCCAAGCCAAGAAGCGCUUCGACAGCAUCAAGCUCUCGCUGCUACACAUCCAGCGCCUUGUUUCGGCGGCCGAGGUUGAGCAGCAAGUCUCGUUUAUCGAGGCGUCCGAGCAAGUCGCCCAGGCCCUGGUGAUCCUGGACCCGAGCCAAAAUGAGUUCUUGGCUGCCUUUGGCGACACGCAGCUUUCGCAGUUUGACUACAAUCCCAAAUACGAAAAGAGCCCGGCGCGGCUGCUCUGGGCCGAGGAGGCCUUUGCUGCCUCGAUUGCAUGCGAGCGGCCGGGAUCCAAGGAGGCCUCGGAUGCACUCGCCAAGGUCUACGUGCACGAAUGGUAUGUGUCCGAGAAGAGCAAGAUUGAGCAGAUCAAGAGCCAGUUCGAAAAGCCCCCCGCGCCGGCCGGGAAGCCCAGUCCAGCCGAAAAGCCAAAGGCAGGUGGCCCGCCGGCCAAGGCAGCGCCAGGUACCAAGCCGCCAGUCGCCAAAGGGCCGGGAGCAGGAGGAGCGGGAGCAAAGGCUCCAGCAGGAGCAGCACCCAAAACACAGGGCGCUGCACCCAGCAGCGGGCCAAAGGCAGCAGCCAAGGCACAGCCCGGAGCCGACAACAUUCCGCAGGCGCAGAAGAAUAUGAUAGUCAAGACGGCCGAGAAGGUUGACAAGGCCGAGCCAGCGAAGAAAGCUGCACCAGGGCCUGCAGGAAAGGCAGCGCCAGCACCUCCAGCAGCUCAGACCAAGAAGCCAGCAGCUGCCAACGCCGCGAGUGGAGCCAAACCAGCAGGGGCAAAGCCCAUGAAGAAAGAUGCAUCUGGUGCUGAGCCCGCGGCGCCGCCUGCAGCGACCGAGUCCAAGGCGACGACAUCGGAUCCAUCGCCUGCGCCAGUCGAGGCUGCUGCAACCACACCGACACCCGAGGCUGUCCUGCCUCCACAGUUCAAGCCGCGGAUCGGGGUCGCCCGAGUACUCUCCCGCAAAAUCGGACUCACGACGGGCGACAAGACCCAGCUGGUGCUGGAUGCCAAGAAGUGGUACCUCGAGGCCAUCGGGCUGAACAAAUCCUUCCACGACUCGUACAUCGAGCUCGGGGCGCUUGUUGAGAAGCAUGGCACCCUGGAGGAGGCUGCAGAUGUGUACGCCUCGUUCCCGUUUCCGCCCCUGGACUCACAGAACCCCAGCCAGGACGACCUGUUUCUGCACGGCGAAGUGACCAGAACAUUCAUGAAGUGCAAGCGAUUCAAGGACGAGCGCCUGGUGCGAAGUCUGAUCGCCGAGGGACGAGCGUCCAGCAUCGCUGUCAUUUCCAAGUACGUCGAGAUACUCGACCAAGCCUCGGAGACUCAGACGCUCAAGCAGGUCUUUGCCGGUGUCAACCGCAAGCCCAUCGACCACCCGGACAUGGUGGCAUUCUUCAAGAUGAAAUACUGGGCAUAGUUCACACGCGCCUGUGGUGUCGCCAGCGGUGCGUGCUGAUGAAUCAAGACAUGUAUUUGGUACCAUUUCGAAGGCAGGAAGUAAUACAGGAGUGUGGUUGUGGUUCAACGAU